Gracilinanus agilis (Agile Gracile Mouse Opossum) is the source of this 476-nucleotide messenger RNA. RefSeq names its product N-acetylaspartate synthetase-like. The annotation marks the transcript as partial. The record is from RefSeq and is a predicted model, not a curated record. Lineage: Eukaryota; Metazoa; Chordata; Mammalia; Didelphimorphia; Didelphidae. Gene Ontology annotation, molecular function: L-aspartate N-acetyltransferase activity. Gene Ontology annotation, cellular component: mitochondrial membrane. The transcript has a single exon.
GUUCCUGCUUUUGGGUGGCAGUCCUGGAUGGCAACGUGGUGGGAAUUGUGGCAGCCCGGGGCAGCGAGGAUGACAAUACGGUGGAGCUGCGCCGCAUGUCUGUUGACUCGAGGUAUCGAGGCAAAGGCAUCGCCAAGGCCCUGGGUCGCAAGGUCCUGGAGUUUGCCAUGCUCAACAAUUACUCCUCUGUGGUGCUGGGUACUACGGCGGUCAAAGUGGCUGCCCACAAGCUGUAUGAGUCCCUGGGCUUCAAGCACAUGGGGGUUGUGGAGCACUACGUCCUCCCGGGGAUGACACACUCCCUGGUGGAGAAGAUGUUCUUUCAGCUCCGCUACCACCGCUAUCGCCUGCAAUUACGUGAGGAAUAAUGAUGACGCCCUUUCAACAGCCGGAAAAACCAAACCAAACCCUUCCCAACCCGACCGUUCUUACUCAGCCCAACCCAAUGAUUCUCCUUCCUGUUUUCCAAAUGCUUA